Owenia fusiformis is the source of this 1638-nucleotide messenger RNA. NCBI's taxonomy places the organism in Eukaryota, Metazoa, Annelida, Polychaeta, Sabellida, Oweniidae. The record is from the annotation of a GenBank genome assembly.
GUUGUGUAUGUUGGUCAGCUGUAUUGUAGGUGUCCUUCAUCAUGUUGUUUCAAUUGAUGAGAAGAAUAUAUCCCAUCAAUUAUAUGCAGCCAUCGUGUACAUUUCACUAAUGGGACUUCAUGAGUUGUUGUGGUUAUGAAUGCUACAAUCAUAGACACCAUGUGUGUUAUAGCCGUGAGUUUUUAAAACAUCGUUAUAACCAUCGAAACUUAGACAGCAUUUUCAUUAUUUUUCAAACAAUCGAUAGGUUAACCUUUACUUAAUUAACGUUUUAGAAUACACAUGUCCUGCAAACACAUUUUGUUAGCUUUGAAUGCUACAAACAUGGGAUCUUCCAAUAGAUACAUAAUUCCUAGUUUAGCAGCCGUCAUUUUUGUACUCAUCGUUUUCUCAGCUAUAUUGGAACGGGACUUCUCCCCAGAUCGAAUGAAUCAUAAAAACGUUAUCCAGGAUAGCAGGCCGAAACGGAUAAGUGCAAUACAUUCAAAACAAGAUGCAGAUGUAAUACAAACUGAUGAAACUACAGAGUUAAAAACUGUUGUUGUUGACAGUGAGUCAAGUGAUAUAGUGAAUAAUAAUGAGUUCAAAGCUGUACUGGAGAUUACGAAAGCAAAUGACAGAACAUUGAAUGAAGCGUUGCACAACAUUAGAGUAAAUGGAAAGGAUGUUCACAACUUUUUAGACAUAGAGAAAAUAAUACAUACUGAUUUCUAUAAAAACCUUUCCAAGAUUUCACGAAAAUGGAAUGAAAAAAGAGUAAACACAUUGACGUUAACUGGACCCUAUCUAGCCCAAAUAUUCAACUGGCUCGUUAGCGCACAUUUGCGACUUAAGGAACCAAUUGGAACGACACUAUUAGUAACACCAGAUAAAAAAUUGAAACACUUUCUAGACAACAGAAACAUCGACUGUAUUUGGGUAGAUACGUCUGAGUUUAUGCCUUCCCUUUUAAGCGAAGAUUGUAACUUCCCGAAGUGUAUCUGGCAUAUUCGCCUGAUGGUGUGGCGGUCGUUAAACCACCUUGGGUUUGAUGUGGUCAACUAUGAUAGCGAUGCCUUGCCACUCCUUAACCCAAAUCCACUUUUUAAUAUGUUUCCAAAGAGUGAUAUCAUAGGAGCGAAGGGAAAUAAGAAAGGAGUAAUUAGUCAAACAUGGACUUUAGCACUCAACAUGGGAUGUGUGUUAUUUAAGAGCUCCCUGGAGAAAUCGUCAUUUUGGGAGUUUGGUCACAACUAUACGAAGACACUGAAUUCUCUGAACACUGAUCAAGGAAUAGUGAACUAUAUACUUUACGGAAUGAAUACAACUAGGUCUAAAUCCAUCACCAACCUAUGUAGUGGUCCCACGUGCUCUGAUUGGGUUUGGGAAGGGACUGGAAAUAAUGGCCUAAAGGUGACAAUUCUGUCAAAAGAAUUGGCGUGCAGGGCUGUUGCAUGCAAGACUGCAGUCAACCUAAGCACUGUUACCGUGUGGCAUCCGUCUAAGAACGCCGAUUCAGCCGGGGAUGUAUGGUUUCUUAAAAAUGACUGGCAGAGACAUCUUUCUGCAGCUGACCCAUCAGUUCCAUUUCUAUCCUGGCUUUCUAAUAUUGCAAACUUUUCAUCAUUUGAUUUGUCAACCUUUAAUCAUACGCUUUGA